CAGCCACUGCGCACGCGCAGUGUCGGCCGCCCGCGGGACCGGGGUUCAGCCUUGCCUCGCGAUACCUCUUUCUCUUCCUCCUUCGGGCCAGCCUUCCCCAGGGGCCGCUUCCGGGACACAAAGGCCGGUUUCAGAGUGGCCGGCGUCUUACUUUCUCGUCCUCUUCCUCUCUCCCACACUCCGGGGCCCCAGACGCCAUUUACAGGCGAGUGCUGUGUGGUGGAACUUCCCCGCCCCCACCCCACUCUGUUCAAGGGAGAGCGCGCGCCGCGCCGCGGGAGCCAAUCAGCAGCUGCGUUAGGCUGCCAUGUCUGAGUCCGGCCACAGCCAGCCCGGGCUGUACGGGAUAGAGCGCCGGCGCCGGUGGAAGGAGCCGGGCCCCGGGGGCCCCCAGAGCCUCUCUGGGCCUGGAGGCCGGGAGCGGGAGUACGUCGCCCCGUGGGAACGCGAGAGGCGGGACGGCAGCGAGGAGCCGAGCGCCUCGGUCAUGCAGAAGACGCCCAUCAUCCUGUCCAAACCGCCAGCGGAGCGGUCCAAGCAGCCGCCGCCCCCGGCGGCUCCGGCCGCGCCGCCUGCCCCUGCGCCCCUGGAGAAGCCCAUCGUCCUCAUGAAGCCACGCGAGGAGGGGAAGGGGCCGGCGGCCGGGACUGGGGCCUCCACCCCUGAGGGGGCCGCGCCGCCACCCCCGGCGGCCCCCGCACCUCCCAAGGGGGAGAAGGAGGGGCAGAGGCCCACACAGCCCGUGUACCAGAUCCAGAACCGGGGCAUGGGCCCCGCCGCCCCGGCAGCCAUGGACCCCGUCGUGGGCCAGGCCAAGCUUCUGCCCCCGGAGCGCAUGAAGCACAGCAUCAAGCUGGUGGAUGACCAGAUGAACUGGUGCGACAGCGCCAUCGAGUACCUGUUGGAUCAGACUGACGUGUUGGUGGUUGGUGUCUUGGGCCUCCAGGGCACAGGCAAGUCCAUGGUCAUGUCGUUGCUGUCGGCCAACACUCCAGAGGAGGACCAGAGGGCGUACGUGUUCCGGGCCCAGAGCGCCGAGAUGAAGGAGCGCGGGGGCAACCAGACAAGCGGCAUCGACUUCUUCAUCACCCAGGAGCGGAUCGUGUUCCUGGACACACAGCCCAUCCUCAGCCCCUCCAUCUUGGACCACCUCAUCAAUAACGACCGCAAGCUGCCUCCGGAGUACAACCUUCCGCACACCUACGUGGAGAUGCAGUCUCUGCAGAUUGCCGCCUUCCUCUUCACGGUCUGCCACGUGGUGAUCGUGGUCCAGGACUGGUUCACAGACCUGAGUCUGUACAGGUUCCUGCAGACCGCAGAGAUGGUGAAGCCCUCCACGCCGUCCCCCAGCCACGAGUCCAGCAGCUCGUCGGGCUCCGAGGAGGGCACCGAGUACUACCCCCACCUGGUCUUCCUGCAGAACAAAGCCCGCCGGGAGGACUUCUGUCCCCGCAAGCUGCGCCAGAUGCACCUGAUGAUCGACCAGCUCAUGGCCCACUCGCACCUGCGCUACAAGGGCACUCUGUCCAUGCUGCAGUGCAACGUCUUCCCGGGGCUGCCGCCUGACUUCCUGGACUCGGAGGUCAACUUGUUCCUGGUGCCCUUCAUGGACAGCGAAGCGGAGAGCGAGACCCCGCCCAGAGCAGGGCCGGGUUCCAGCCCGCUCUUCUCCCUGCUGCCCGGGUACCGCGGCCACCCCAGCUUCCAGUCCCUGGUGAGCAAGCUCCGGAGCCAGGUGAUGUCCAUGGCCCGGCCGCAGCUGUCCCACACGAUCCUCACCGAGAAGAACUGGUUCCACUAUGCCGCCCGGAUCUGGGACGGGGUGAAAAAGUCCUCGGCCCUGGCAGAGUACAGCCGCCUGCUGGCCUGAGCCCGGGAGGAGUCCAUGCGAGGAGCCCCCGGGCCCCGGGCACAGCAGGGAGCGCGCGCGUCCCCGGCGAGCGGAGAGCGGCAGCAGGCUGGCGGACGAGACACGAGGUGUCCAGGGCCGGGCCCCCAGCCUCCACUGGGGGCCGCUGAGGGGGUGACUCUGAGAGAUCCCACCCCGCCCUGGGAUGGGGCAGCCCAUCCUAAGUCCCCUGUGGAGACAGGCAGUGGGAGGAGUCUGGUAGGUCGCAGUGGGGGCCCAGGCUCCGUGCGCAGCUCCCUGUGCAGGGACAGGAGCAGCAGGUCCCUCUGGCCUGCCUUGGCCCUCCUGGGAGGCAAGGCAGGGCCCACAGAGCUAUUACUGGGCACGAGCUGGUGGCUCCAAUAAACACAGUCAUGGGAGCCUGGUCCUGUGUCCCACUUGCCCUCCCCAGCCCCCUCCCCCCAGCAGGCUGUCCUGGGAGGGGGGCAGACACAGGAGCUGGCCUUGGCAGGGUGUCCUUGGCCGCCCAGGAAGCCUGAGUGGGAGUCCCCAGGGACACAGCCGCAGGGUCAUGGAGUCGUUCGAGCAGGUAGCUCUGUCUGCCGAGGAGGAUGCCGGGAAAGAGCUGUCCUCGGGCCUCCACGCGCACAUGUUUGCAUCAGAACACGCUCUGGUGAGCGAAAUACAGAGGCCACAUCAGGACAGUGCCUGCCUGGCUAAAGACCACGCCUGCUUCUGGUUUCGAAAAGAGCCCGUCCUGCACUCGGCUGACUCCUCGCCCUCCAGCGGCCGCUGCUGCCGGCGAAGGUGCGGGCUCCCUUCCCUGUGACCCCCAGCUGCCCCUGCUUGCACACAGCCGUCACUACCUUUAAUUAAGUCCAGGACCGGCCCGGGGUAAAUACAGCGUACAGUCUGGUACAGCCCGCCCCGUCUGCUCAGCGUAAUCACAGUUACGUGUCCCCCGGUGCGCGGGGUCACCCAGGUCAGUCUGCAGGUGGAUGUGGCCGUCCACUGCUCUGUGACGCCGCCUGGUGCCGGCUGUUUGCUCCUGUCCCCCAGGCCGCUUCUGUGUCUCCCUGGCUUCUCUUCUUGGGCCCACCCUUACGGCCCUGCCGUCCUUCUCAGGGGAGUCCUGGGCCUUUGAGAAAAGGCGUGGCUGGCAGUGAGGGAGCGGGGAAGAGCUCUGGGCGCAGAGGAGGUCGGGCCAGAGUG
Messenger RNA from Lepus europaeus (European hare), 3061 nucleotides. RefSeq names its product SMG9 nonsense mediated mRNA decay factor (gene SMG9). Gene Ontology annotation, biological process: nuclear-transcribed mRNA catabolic process, nonsense-mediated decay. Bases 308 to 1870 code for a protein of 520 amino acids. Lineage: Eukaryota; Metazoa; Chordata; Mammalia; Lagomorpha; Leporidae. The record is from RefSeq and is a predicted model, not a curated record. The transcript is spliced from 14 exons.